UCCCUCCCAGGGCGCGCGUACAUCCCGCAAAACUGGCAAACAACCGGAAGGUCGGCCUACGAGGGGGAUGGACAAGAGGGGCCAGCCCGCCUCUCCGUACGGCGCGCAGGCGCGGCCCCGCCCCCGCUCAGCGUGCAUGCGCGACCCCGCCCCCGAGCAAGCCACGGGGGCGUGCCCGGUUCCCGCCAGCCCCUCCACGUCAAUCAGCCCUCCUUCUCCCACACUCGGCACCUUGUUGUUAAUCUCCAUCCGCUGCUCGCGCGGGGGUCGCCUCCUCUCUUCCCCCGGUCUGAGGGCUCGGAACGUGGGCAGCGUGAGCGAGAGAAAGAAUCGGAAGGCGGCGGGCGCCGAGGCCGCGGCCUCAGCGAGCAGGCGAAGCCCAGCGCCGAGCUACCCCCGCGGCGGCGGGCCCAGACCGUAGCCGCGGAGCCGGGCCCCGCGGAGCCGCCUCAGCGAGCCCUCGGAGCGGGGCCGCCCAGCCGCGGCCUCUGCCUCGGCCCUCCCCACGGCCCGGCCCGGACCGGCCCGCCCGCCCCGCGCCCCCCCCGGCCGGUGCCUGUCCUCGCCGGCGGGCUGCCUGCAUGUCUUGGCUGCCCUCAGCCCCGCCGCCCCCGCCGUCCCCGCCGCCGCCGCCGCGCCGCCUCCCCCGCUUGCCCCGCCGCCGCCGCCGCAGCCGCUGCCGCCGCCCGGAGCCCGGCGCGCUGAAUGCAGACUAACAGGGAUGCCAAAAGAAAAAUAUGAUCCCCCAGAUCCUCGCAGAAUUUAUACCAUCAUGUCAGCAGAGGAGGUAGCCAACGGAAAGAAAUCUCACUGGACAGAAUUAGAAAUCUCUGGUAGAGUACGGAGCUUAAGUACAUCACUUUGGUCAUUGACACACUUGACAGCUCUGCACCUAAAUGACAAUUAUCUUACUCGCAUUCCACCUGAUAUUGCCAAGCUUCAUAAUCUGGUUUACUUGGAUUUGUCAUCCAAUAAACUCAGAAGUUUACCAGCAGAACUAGGAAACAUGGUGUCUCUCAGGGAAUUGCUUUUAAAUAACAAUCUGUUACGGGUUUUGCCUUAUGAACUUGGUCGGCUCUUCCAGUUACAAACCUUAGGUUUGAAAGGCAAUCCUUUAUCACAGGAUAUUCUCAGCUUAUACCAGGACCCAGAUGGAACCCGAAAGCUACUGAACUACAUGCUUGACAAUCUAGCAGUUCAUCCAGAGCAGCUUCCUCCGAGGCCAUGGAUUACACUAAAAGAACGAGACCAAAUUCUGCCCUCAGCAUCAUUCACGGUUAUGUGUUAUAAUGUGUUAUGUGAUAAAUACGCCACCCGGCAGCUAUAUGGCUACUGCCCAUCCUGGGCAUUAAACUGGGAGUACAGGAAAAAGGGAAUUAUGGAAGAAAUUGUUAACUGUGAUGCAGAUAUCAUUAGUCUUCAGGAAGUGGAAACAGAGCAAUACUUCACCCUCUUUCUGCCAGCAUUAAAGGAGCGUGGAUAUGAUGGAUUUUUUUCUCCUAAGUCACGUGCCAAAAUCAUGUCUGAGCAGGAGAGAAAACAUGUGGAUGGUUGUGCAAUAUUCUUCAAAACAGAAAAAUUUACUUUGGUGCAGAAGCACACAGUGGAAUUUAACCAGGUGGCCAUGGCAAAUUCCGAUGGAUCAGAAGCCAUGCUGAACAGAGUUAUGACGAAGGAUAACAUUGGUGUGGCUGUGGUUUUAGAGGUCCACAAAGAAUUGUUUGGAGCAGGUAUGAAGCCUAUUCAUGCUGUAGACAAACAGCUACUUAUUGUGGCAAAUGCCCAUAUGCAUUGGGAUCCAGAAUAUUCUGAUGUGAAACUUAUUCAAACUAUGAUGUUUGUCUCAGAAGUAAAAAACAUCCUGGAGAAAGCCUCUAGUAGGCCUGGUAGCCCAUCAACUGAUCCUAAUUCCAUCCCACUGGUGCUAUGUGCAGAUCUUAACUCAUUGCCGGAUUCAGGUGUCGUGGAAUAUUUGAGCAGUGGGGGAGUGGCUGAUAACCAUAAAGAUUUUAAGGAAUUGCGUUAUAAUGAGUGUCUCAUGAACUUCAGCUGCAGUGGGAAAAAUGGUACCUCAGAAGGAAGAAUCACACAUGGCUUCCAGCUGCAGAGCGCCUAUGAAAAUAACUUGAUGCCUUACACAAAUUAUACCUUUGACUUCAAAGGUGUGAUUGACUACAUUUUCUAUUCCAAGACUCAUAUGAACGUGCUUGGUGUCCUGGGGCCUUUAGAUCCUCAGUGGCUGGUUGAGAACAACAUCACUGGGUGUCCACACCCGCACAUCCCUUCAGACCACUUCUCACUGUUAACACAACUUGAACUCCACCCUCCACUCCUGCCUCUUGUCAAUGGUGUUCACUUGCCCAAUAGGAGGUAGUGGAGUCCAGCCCCGCCGAGACGGGGAUUUGUUGCUAUGGACCUGUACAGUUGUAAAUCAAAGUAUGUAGGAGUGAAGUAUGGCCAUCCUUAAGCUGCUUCUUCAGGCUCCUUUCAUUAUGUGUUUGCUAUAAGAUUUUGCACAUUUUGGUGCAUAUUGGUAUCAUUUGGCACUAGGGCUGGAACCAAAGUAUUGCUCCCUUUCUGCGUUUUUAAUUUAGUGUGUUUUAACUAUUGGACCUGUUUCUUAUUCAAAAAGUUAGCUUUCAUAGUAAAGAAAUGAUCAGUUAAAGGUCCAACAAUAUGUAUUUAUUGCUCCAAGACGCAUUUUCUGCCUAAUUAUAUAAAAAUCAGCUAUCCAUCUUUUAAAAUAAAAUGUUUUCUUUUAAUUACAUUAAGAAAAUUUAAAAUUUGAACGGUUUAUCUUGCAAGGAAAUGCUUGUUCUCCUUUACUACAUGCUGGUUUGCCUCUCCAGAUCACUCUGCACAUUAGUAAAUCAUACAUACAAAAAUACAUCCGUGUGUGUGUGUGUGUGUGUGUGUGUGUGUGUGUGUAUACAUAUCUAUGUAUAUGAUUGUAGAUCUAUACACACAAAAACACGCUUUGAAAAUAAAGCGCUUAAUUAAUAGUACAGUGUUUUGUUGGGCAAACAUUCUGACAUUUUACGGGAAGAACAUAAACAAAACCCCCUUAUUGAUUAUAUAUUUGUAGGUCUUAAAUUAUUGGUGAGACCUAGAAGAGCUGUCUCCCUAGUUUACUAUUGGGAAAACAGUGGGAAAUACAUUGCCACAUAGCUUGAAAAUAAAAUUUGAUCUAUUUGAAAAUGGAGUGCAUACUUCCUCUAGAUGGCAAUUUUUGUCAAGUCCUAUCCAAUUUUUUUUCCUCCUUGCUUUGCUGCAUAGUAGACCUUGAAUUACAAAAGUGUUGCCAAUAUGACCAUCUCCCUGACAAAGCCAGAGACCCCAGGAUCAAGAGGACAAAAUACAAUGGCAGGAAUGCUAGGCAUGUCCCAGGUGUGUAUAUAAUGAUGGAGCUACCAGGUGACCUCUUGGCUUAAGAAAGAUUUGGGGAGAUUUACAACAGGGAGUAGCUCAGUAUCAUUCCUUGAAUUAUUUUUCCUGACCCUAGCUGCCAAAUAGCUAUCAUAUGCUUUUACUCCUUGUUUCUGUUCUCUGUCAGGGUUGAAUUAAGAAGCUGCUGGUUCAUUCCCAACUGUUGAUGCUCUUUGAAUGUGUUAUUUUAUGCCCAGGUGGGGCCAGUGCAAAAAAAAUCUGUGCCUCAGGAGGCGGUAAACAUAAUGCAAUUUUCUUGGGGGUGGGGGUGGGGAGAAAUUAGUUGGCUGCUUGAUGUUAAUUAUGGCACAGUAAUAGGAAAAGGUCGUGUCUGUGUUUUUAAGUUUUUCUUUAUUCUGCUUUUUUGCUGCUAUAAGAGUUUCCUGAAAUUUAUAUUUUAAACUUUUCAUGCACUUUACUGUUUCUAGUCUCAAAAUGUGAUAUUUUUAUUAAACAAAAAAUUUUCCAUUAUGUGAGUGAAACUUUAAAAUAGCCUAUAUUUGUCUCUCCGAAUACAAACACACAGGUCAAAAUUUAAAUUAAUUAGUUUUAAAUAUAUACAAUUUGUUUCUUCCAGAUUUGAUAUCUUAGGCUGUUUUAUUAGUCUUGAAAUGAUGCAUUUCCUUUGUUUUAUAAUAAUUUCAUCCAUAGUAAAUCAAUCAGGCUACAUAAAAUAUUAUUCCCAGGUGGGUUUAUUUUUGUGGGAGGAGGGUUGUUGGGAUUAUGUGAUGUCAUCUGUAGGACUGCAUUGAAUGGUUUUACUGAAGCCUAAAUCCCCCUUUCAAAAGUGCCUAGUGAUAGAGGCGUUGUCUGUCAUCUAUUAAAAUUGGACAUCAUUGUAGUUGAGUGAAGUUUGAUGUAAAUAAAAAUAUUAUUUAAAAAAUGUUAUAGCACCAAAAAAAAAAAAUCCUUAAGAUAACAGAUUUUCCAGGUAUCCCUUCUUAUAUACCUCAAGCAUUCAACAUCCUAGCCAUGCAAGUAAUUUGAAAAUAACUAAAGUAUAGUACUGGAAAGUAGAAUAGCAUGAAAAACUUAAUUUUGUGGACAUUGCCUUUUUUAAUCAGCUCCUUAUCUUGUACUUUGUUUUGGGUGGCUUUUCUGCUCUGGAGGUAUGCACUAACAAAACGUUUUCCUCCUUUCAUAUACGCAUGUUAAUUAGCAAUGUGAGCAAUAUUUCCUACCAUACUUCACUCCCAAUAUUUUUGAGAUGUUUGUAUAAAAUGGAAUUUAAUGUUCACCUAUGAUUGUAUAUGAACCACAGAGGAGCCCAUUUAUUAAUAAUAAACUUUUUUAAUAGUUAAAUGUUACGGGGAAAAUAAUAAAAAAAAAACUGGGAAACAUUGUAAACAGCUUAAGUUUAUUUUGUGUAUGACUGAGGCACUCUGUUGCAGGAAGGUGUGUAAUUGGGUUCUCUCUGCUUCCAAAUACACUCAUUCAAACCAUUUAUUAUCCUGUGUAAUUUUUAACAUGGUUUGAGUAGGUGUAUAGCAACUCAUGUUGAAAUGGGUAAAUUGUGUUAUGUUUUUGGUGGCACACAUGCCCUUGGGACCUUAUAUCUCAAGCUUCAUGUGUAUGGUUUCCCUUUAGCCCACUCACUACCCCAGUCUCCCACAAACCCUUUGUCCUAAUAAGUUCCCUUUGUAAAAGGAGUAGUAUCUGUUUUGAGCUACCAGUUCAGGUGAUCAGAAAUGCUGCUGUCCUCAGUGUUGUCUUACUAAAAUAAAAUGUAGGCCCUUUGGAUCUUUGACAGUAACUAGUUUAAAAGACGAGAAUGGAAAAAAUGUGUAUAUACUCUAGAAGUAAAAUAUACACUCACAUGCUUUCCAGUUUUUCAAUUAAAUGAGUUUUAUGCCAUGGAGGUGCAGAUCUUCCGAAGAGAUGAAAAAUUGGGGCAUUUUUAGUUUGUGAUUUAUGCUUUUUUGAGUUGUCGGGUGUGAUUUCAAAGUAUAUCUAAAAGAACCAGUGUUCUUUAAAAUUAUUUAAAGCAGUGUUUGGGAGAGGGAAAAUUGUACCAUUUGCCAUCAUUGGUCAUUUAAGAGCAUGUAGCAUCACUUAAUCUGUUGGGCAUCAUUGCCCAUUUCAUAGCUUUACUCAUUGUAAUGGGGAAUAUUGCAGCAUCCUCAGGACUGACAUCUGAAAAAGGCUCAAGUCCUUAUACUGCUCCUUGCUUGUUGACUUUGUUUUUUAAAAAUGUGCCUGGUGUCAACUUUUAAGCAACAGCACUGCCUAAAAGCAAGCAGAGAAAAGAAUCCCAACACCAUUCUAUAUAGGCAACUUUUUAAAAUUCGAUAUAGAAAAUCUGUUAAAGAUUUACAGUGUUUUAUGUAUAAAAAAAAUUUUGUAUGAAGUAGCUAAAUAUUUUCAUUUCAUUACUUUGAUGUAAGGAGGGUGAGCAUUUGAUAUCACACAUUGAAGUCAGGUAUGGCACAAUGCGUUCUGAGACCAGCUCCUUCACCCCCUCUACCCAAUUUGCCUUGUUAUAAGCUUCUCUUUUUAAAUUAUCCUUUCACAAGCAGAUAUUUAAUUUUAUUAACUUGCAUCCUUUGUAAAUGUUUUAGAAACCACUGUGUGUUUUAGUUUUCAGAAAUGUAAAGUUCCAGUUCUUGGCCCCAAUUCUUGAAAAUCUUAGGUCACAAAGUAAUAAGGAAUGGAAGAUAAUAAAGGCUCAUAUCACUUGGUUCCAUAGUGGCUUUGUUAGAUAGAGAAUGUUAUCACGUAAAACCAGAAAGCUUAUAAAUAGAAUGUUCCAUUUAAAAAUUAUAUCUAGUAAUUAUGUUACUAGAUAAGCAAAAUUUGAAGUUAUUUACAAGGUUUCUGAAAUCACCAAUACAUUAUUCUAUGAAUAAUCAUAUAGUUAUGAAAGGGGGAAUAGCAUAUAUAGGAAACAAUAGAUGGGGCAGUGUAGAAGUUAAUUAAAUAUGUAGAAAGUAAUGCCUAAUAAAGUCAAUAAUAAUGGAAGGUCAGCUUUUUGUUUUUAGGGUUUUAUUUUUUUAAAGCAGUAUAAUUUACUGAUAUAUUUAGGUUUUAUUUUUUGCUUUUGUUUUUUAGUCUGAACUAUUAUAGCAGUUUUUCAGAGAAGGGGCUUAUGAUUCAAUAGCAUAGUCAUAGAAGUCUGGCAGUUUCGGAUAGUUAAAACAUAUGAAUAUAAAUGGAGCAAAGAGCUUGCAAAAUUAUGUGGAAAUGACCAUAGUGAAUGUUUAUUUUCAUAAUAGAUACAAAUUCUCAUACAUGCCUCCCUCUUUUUGUUUUUUGUUAAAAACAAUUACCUUUCAGAUAAUUGAAAAUAUGAACUUAUUUUUAUAAGUAGUAAACUCAGAUUGCUGCAUAUAUUUUUUUUCAUUUUAUUGGUAUAUUUAUACCAUAUCUGAUGGAUUACUAAUAUAAAUGGGGGGGGGGGGACUUUAUGUAACUGCCAAUGUAGAAACUACAUCAUCAUUUGGUAUUUUAAAAGUUCUAACAGUUUGAUUAACCAUUUUGUUUGAAAUUGAUUUCUACAAUGCUGAGCAUCCAGUUUUUCAAAUGAAAAAUUUGCUGUAUCUUUAAAUUGGACCUGUCCAGAAAUUUUCUGUUUCAGAGAAAGUUAAAUUUGAGGUUGCAUAUUUACUUUUCUUAAAGUUGUUAAAAGAAAACCUUACUGCUCAUGCUAAGGUUUUCUUACCUUGCCCUUCUUAACAAUUUAAUUGAGUUUUUCGAAAUAAAAAUAUAGGGAGAGAAGAUGGCAAAUGGUCUCUUGGCCAGGUAUGGCCACAAUGAAGAGGUAUUCUUAGGCCUUUGUUUAUGUUAAUCUUUCAGGAGAAUAGUAAAAUAUGGGGAUAUUGAAGAGUCAAGCUAGAUAAUAAGUGGUGAUUUCUUUAAAAUUUAUUAGUAACUAUUGUUGGUCUCUAUACAAGACUUCAAAAUGCAUGACCAUAUCUAAUUAAUUCUAUCAGUAGUUGAACAUUUCUGAGAGCAAAACAAAUUUCUUUUUCAAAUUAAUUACUGAGACCAUUUGUGCCUAGCAUAUACUAGCAGCAUACAUGACACAAUACAAAAAAAGCACCUGAAGUUAGAGGUGGAUUUUUUUCAUGAAGUAAUUUUAAAUUAUGAGGUGGAAAUGGUUAUCAAUAUUUUUGGGAGUCUUUAGCAGUGGCAAAAUGUGCCAAGUGAUAUGAUUCUUUGGAUUAUAUUGUGUGUAAGCUUACAGAAUUGUUCAGAAGUCAGAAUAGCUCCUGCUUUUCUAGUGUUUCAUAAUUGGUGUUAAAUAAUUCCCAAGCUUUUAACCAAUAAUCUGCUUUGCAUCUGUUUUCUUUCUAAAGUGUAAGAAUCAUGGUGGCCCUUUCUAAAAGUGACACUUGUUGCUUAUCCUUUACUGCCUUUUUUUUUUUUUUUAAUUAAUAGUGUGGGUUUUUAUUUCUUUCAAGCAAUUAGUAUUGUUUUGUGCCAUGUUUCCUUAAUUUGUGAUUUUCUGAAUUUAUAAGGUUGACAGUGGUGAUUGUUAAUGAGCUUUGGCUUUGCUUAUUACUGGGCAGUCUUGAUAUAUUAGUUUUUCAGUGUGUGAAACAGUGUCUGUUUUGUAUUCACUGAAAACUAUACUCUCCUUUCUCCUUGCUUAACUUGCUAAAAAAGCAAAAACAAAAACACCACUUCCUACCUGUGCAAUCCCUAAACAGUGCUUUGCUGGCUGGGGGGGUGGGGAGUGGGAUGUUAUGGUUCAGUCCCUGUAGCCCUGCAUUU
This is a messenger RNA of Sarcophilus harrisii (Tasmanian devil), 8139 nucleotides long. It is a transcript of the gene CNOT6L, whose product is annotated as CCR4-NOT transcription complex subunit 6 like. The record is from RefSeq and is a predicted model, not a curated record. Gene Ontology annotation, biological process: nuclear-transcribed mRNA poly(A) tail shortening. NCBI's taxonomy places the organism in Eukaryota, Metazoa, Chordata, Mammalia, Dasyuromorphia, Dasyuridae. Gene Ontology annotation, molecular function: poly(A)-specific ribonuclease activity; protein binding. Gene Ontology annotation, cellular component: CCR4-NOT complex; cytoplasm; nucleus.